AUGUACUCCAGGAAUAGCUAUGGACGACACCGUGACAUCGAAGCACUAACGGAUAAUAUAGGACACUUGAGCUUCGAUGCGACAGAAAGCCCCUCUAAAUUCGAUUUUGAACCAAGCACCCCGUCCAGAUAUCGGGGCGAUUAUGGGACACCUUCGCCCACGAAGUCAGUAAAUGGUGCAAAUAUCUCUCGAGCAUCGAUGAUGGACGUUGAUGACGCUCCUUUCAACGCUGACGUCGAUUAUACACAAUCUCCAAAGAAGCUGCCGCUAGAUUUUCACCGUAAAGCUUCUUCAAACAAUACCAAAAGGCUGGUUAACGUUUGCCAAAUGUAUUUCUUGGACUACUAUUGUGACAUGUUCGACUACGUGAUCAGCAGAAGAGAACGUGCUCGACAGGUCAUGAAAUACUUGGAGCAGCAGCGUGUUCAGGGCACUGCAGGUGGGGAGCUCACAAGGGAAUGGCAUUCGUACGUGGAGAAAGAGACUGGAAUAUUGAGAAAUCGCAGACUGAAGCCUAAAAACAAAGACUUCGAAAUGAUCACCCAGGUAGGCCAAGGUGGUUACGGACAGGUAUAUUUGGCCAGGAAGCGCGAUACCCGGGAAAUCUGUGCAUUGAAGAUUUUGAACAAAAAACUGCUCGUCAAACUGAACGAGACAAACCAUGUCCUGACUGAAAGAGAUAUCUUGACGACCACUCGGUCCGAUUGGCUCGUAAAGCUUCUCUAUGCGUUCCAAGAUCCUGCUAGUCUGUACUUGGCAAUGGAGUUCGUUCCAGGGGGCGACUACCGGACUUUACUUAUUAACACAAGAUUUCUGCAAGCGCCUCAUGCUCGGUUCUACAUCAGUGAGAUGUUUUGCGCUGUAGACGCUUUGCAUCAGCUGGGCUAUACGCAUAGAGAUUUGAAACCUGAAAACUUUUUGAUCGAUUCUAGAGGGCACAUCAAGCUCACAGACUUCGGCCUAGCCGCAGGCACAGUCUCGAUGGAAAGAAUCGAGAGUAUGAAGAUCAGACUGGAAGAGGUCAAAACUCUAGACUUUCCAAAAUUCGAAGAGAAGUCCAUGACCGAUCGGAGACAGAUGUACAAGAAGUUAAGAGCCGACGACGUCAACUAUGCAUCAUCCACAGUAGGCUCACCAGACUACAUGGCUUUGGAAGUCCUGGAAGCGAAAAAUUAUGAUUUCACAGUCGAUUACUGGUCUCUCGGCUGCAUAUUAUUCGAGAGUUUGGUUGGAUACACGCCCUUCAGUGGAUCAUCCACUAAUCAAACUUAUGAGAAUUUGAGGUGCUGGAAGCAAGUAUUAAAAAGACCCAGAUGUGACAAUGGUCGUUAUGCCUUCUCCGACAGAACGUGGGACCUCAUUACAAGACUGAUUGCUGAUCCAAUGAGCAGACUUCGGUCGUUCGAGCAUGUCAGGAAGAUGAAGUACUUUGCAGAAAUCGCUUUUGAGAACCUGAGAAGCAUCAGUCCGCCAUUCAUUCCCCAAUUAGACAAUGAGACAGAUGCAGGCUACUUUGAUGACUUUAGCAGCGAAGCUGACAUGGCCAAGUAUGCUGACGUUUUCAAACGCCAGGACAAACUGACAGCUAUGAUGGACGAUUCGGACGUGGUUUCCAAAUUAGUUGGUUUUACCUAUAGACACAAGAAAGGCAAGAAUGGUUCUACGGGCAUCAUAUAUGGGGGCUCUGAGCAAGCAGAUCCGUUCGCAACAUUCUACUAA
Lachancea meyersii CBS 8951 is the source of this 1719-nucleotide messenger RNA. The record is from the annotation of a GenBank genome assembly. NCBI's taxonomy places the organism in Eukaryota, Fungi, Ascomycota, Saccharomycetes, Saccharomycetales, Saccharomycetaceae.